Messenger RNA from Aspergillus tanneri, 1827 nucleotides. It is a transcript of the gene SMPD1, whose product is annotated as Sphingomyelin phosphodiesterase. Bases 1 to 1827 code for a protein of 608 amino acids. NCBI's taxonomy places the organism in Eukaryota, Fungi, Ascomycota, Eurotiomycetes, Eurotiales, Aspergillaceae. Gene Ontology annotation, biological process: sphingomyelin catabolic process. The record is from RefSeq and is a predicted model, not a curated record. Gene Ontology annotation, molecular function: sphingomyelin phosphodiesterase activity. The transcript has 2 exons.
AUGAAGAUCUCUCUCCUCCUGCCCCUCCUCUCAUAUACGGUGGCCUCGGUCCAAGCCGACUGGGUGCAAACCAUCGUGAAGGACAUCAAGAAUGCCAUCACUUGUGCCGGAUGUGAAGGACUCCUGGGGGCCCUCAAGUUGGUGGCCGACAUUGGGGAGGGGACUUUGAUCCGGGUGAUAACCGACGUGUGCAUUGUUACCAAUAUCGAAGACAAGGACGUCUGCACCGGUCUCAUCGCCGAACAAGGCCCUUCCGUCUACUACGCAUUGAAAAACCUACAUCUAGGCUCGGACACCUCGCACAGCUUCUGUGCCCACGUCCUAGGCCUGUGCGAAUAUCCCCCCGUAAAUACGAAUCUCAAUCUAUCCAAGGCCCCUGCGGCCAGUCGUCCCACUCCCAGCGGUAAAAAUCCCCUUCGCAUCGCCCACAUCAGCGAUACACAUGUCGACCAUGCCUACGAACCGGGAACGAGCGCCUUCUGCACGAAGCCGAUCUGCUGCCGUGCAUGGAACGACGACAACAAGAAUGGAAAUGUCGAUGCCCCCUGCGGUGUCUGGGGAGAUCCGCAUGCUGAUCCCCCUGAUCGCCUCGAAGCCAGUAUGAUUGCCUCUGUAGCGGAACAUGACCCCGGCUUCACCUUGUACACGGGCGACGUGCCACCGCAUGAUAUCUGGAUGGUGAACAAGUCGGAGGUUCUCUCGGACAUCCAGUCGACGUAUGGUCAAUUAGGGAAAUUGGGAACCGUCUACGCUGCCCUGGGGAAUCACGACGCCGCGCCGGUCAAUCUUUUCCCUGCGCCUCCCAUUCCAGCGGAAUAUAGUCCUCAAUGGGCAUACGAUGCCCUAGCUGAUGAAUGGACCAAACUCUCCUCGCCUAAAUCCAAAUCCUCCGCUCCAAAUGGAUGCUACUCAGCAAUCCACAACAACAGACUCCGAAUCAUCUCCUACAACAGCAUCCUGUACUAUAAAUACAACUUCUAUGCCUGGCAGGAUCCAAUGCCCACCGACCCAGAUGGCGUCCUCGCCUGGAUCAAGAAUGAGCUCUCCGAGGCAGAAUCCGCCCAUCAACGCGUCUGGCUGAUCGCCCACAUCCCCUCCGGCGGACCAGAUACAUUACACGAAUACUCCGCGGGACUGGACCAGCUCGUGACUCGGUAUCGGAAUACCAUCGCGGCCGUGUUCUACGGACACACGCACACAGACGGAUUCCAGAUCUCGUAUACGGAUUAUGAACAUCGCACGGCUGACUCGGCCGCAGCGAUCGGAUACAUUGCGCCUUCACUAACGCCUACAUCUGGACCCCCGGCGUAUCGGAUCUACGAGGUCGAUCCGGUGACUUUCGCGGUGUUGGAUUAUACAGAGUACGUCGCCAACGUCACCUCGUUAUCCCCCGAGGAUCAAGAGGAAGAGAAAAAUCCCCAAUGGACAAAAUAUUACUCUGCCAAAGAAGCAUAUGGGAAACAUCUCGAUCCCCCCAUUACCGAUCCAACGGUGGAAUUGUCCCCUGCGUUCUGGCACAAUGUCACCCUCGCUAUGGAGAGGGACCCCCAGAUCUUCAGGGACUACUGGGCCCGUACGACCCGCGGGUAUAAUGUCACCCAGUGUGAGGGCGAUUGUGCCACGAAGGAGAUAUGUGCGUUGCGCGCGGGCGAUGCGCGGUUCAAUUGUGAUAAAGGGGGGGAUUUUAGUGGUUUGAAGAGAGAGCUCCCGGACAGGCCGGUUUGUGACGAUGGGUUGGCCCGUCUGCUGAGGAAGAUGGUCAGUGAGAGGGCGGACCUGGAGCAUCUGAUUCUUAGACAUCCGGAGAUUCGGAAUUGUACUGCAUGA